Messenger RNA from Chiloscyllium plagiosum (whitespotted bambooshark), 6491 nucleotides. The record is from RefSeq and is a predicted model, not a curated record. NCBI's taxonomy places the organism in Eukaryota, Metazoa, Chordata, Chondrichthyes, Orectolobiformes, Hemiscylliidae.
CAGUGAUGUAAUGUUCUCAAGUUGCAGCAACACACUGACGGCAAUACAGAGGCUGAAGUGAAGUUCUACAUCUAAGCCUGGUCACUUAGUGCAACUGAAGCCAUUCCAUAUCCUCUUUACGGUAUGAAAAGGAGGUAGUUUGGACCAGCAACCCAAGAGAUGCUGCUGGGCCCACUGAGUUUCUGCAGUGCUUUGUUUUUGAAUUGUUUUGAGAAACCCCCCUUGGAUAAAUGGAGCAGUGAGGUACUGGUGACAGUGUUUCAAUGGUGAUGUCGAGGUUUACACGUAAUUCAGGUUGAAGGAAUGGUCGACAGGAAUUUCACCUUGGUAGCGCCCAUUGCCAUCCAAAGCAGUGUCUGCAGAUCGCCCUUUUGGGGAAAAUCACAUCAGACUCAAAAUUGGGAAGGACAUAUGCAUGAAGAUGAGGUGACACCCUGAGCACUAAUGAAGCAGGCAAGGGAGAGCAGCUUAUUGCCUGUGUCUGAGGCAAGGGCAGUAUCUGCCUCAGGAUUCCAUCUGAACACCUUGUGUUUACUGCCCCAGUCACCGUCUACCUCAGCACUGUCAGAUGAAUACUCCACACCAGCAGUGAUGGGCCAGACUGCAGUGCACCCAGGCCAACCCUCAAACAAUCCAGAAGCCAUCAAAGAGAUCCUGAGCUCUGUAUUGGACACCUUUGAUGGCUUCAAACCUCCUCUCACAGAGAACUGUACAGCCAUUACAAGGCUAUCUUCAUUGACUGUGUUUCAAGAUGGAGCUUCGAAGGAUCUUUGGGACAGUCGUGGUAAAGGUGAAGAACAGCGGCACUGUGUGGAGAUUGCUAUGAUGACCUGUCAAGGUGAUUCAUGCAGCAGUAGUUCAUCACUGACUCACUCUCCUGAAAAGUCCUCAAGUCGUAUUAUAUUCAACCCUUUCAGCAAACUCUUGACCUCUGUACAGUCUACAGCUUCCAGGCACAUGAGCUUCACAGGAACUUCACCUGCAGUGUCUAAGGCCAAAGAACCCCAUUAUCAACGCUCUCAGUCAGACUCAAACAUCCAUCCAGAGAGAGCACGACAUGGGCCAAAUAACAGACCGGAGACUAUUGUGUACACGAGUUAUCUCUCCAACCCUAGUUUCAGUGCAAGUAGAGCUCAGGAAAGGGAGAACACUCACCUGGUGGUAGCUGACAUGGUAAUCUCUGCGCUGGAGAAUGUGAAGAGUAAUAUGUAUGAACAAGCAGAGCUUCUGGAAGACUGCAGCUUGGCGAUUGUCCAAACCCCAGUAGAUGAGAUGAGCACCUGUAUUAAGAAGGAAGCCCAUUCCAACUCUGUGAACUCUGUAGAUAGUGGUUAUGAAUGUGGCUCUGCUACCCAGUUGGAUGAUUGCUCUGAUGCUGGCUCCAAGUCUCUACUCGAAGACAAACAAAAUGGUGAUGCUGUUGGUGCUGAUGCCGAUGAUUAUGAUGAUUUUGUGAUAAUAGAAUUUGAUGACAUCAUUUUUGGUUCUGAUGGCCCAUUAAAAUCGAUAGAAAGGCACUGCUUAUCUGCUGAAUAUUUGGCUCGCCGACUGUUUAAAUCUUUCAGAGUGACCUGGUUGCCCCCAGAGACUGAAGUGCAUCACUUUGACACAGUGGAGAAGGUGUUGGAUGAGUUUCUCCCUCUGAAGGACACUUUGCCUGGUGCGGAGGAAUCUGUAGAUCUGACACCAGAGUUCAAGUUAAAUUCCCGAUUGAGGGGGACUGCAGACUGGGCCCCACCUCGCUUUCAAAUUCUGUUCUUCAUCCAUGCACCACAGAGGAGAGAAACUGUUGUAGCUGCUCAGAAUUCCAUGUGUGCUGGCUGCGGAACUCCAAUCGAGCAGAAAUACAUCAAAAAGCUCCGUUACUGUGAUUACUUGGGGAAGUAUUUCUGUGAGUGCUGUCACCACAAUGAGGAAUCGCCAAUCCCUGGCCGAAUCCUAAUGAAGUGGGAUUUCAGCAAGCAUCCAGUCUGCCAUUUCUCCAAACAGCUGCUGGAAAGUAUAUGGCAUGACCCACUGUUCAACAUUUUCUACAUCAACAAGUCCCUCUACAGCAAAGUGAAGGAACUGAGAAAAGCCAAGGAAAUUCAAGAACAGUUGAUACACAUCAAAAAGCUGCUAAGAACCUGCAGACUGGCUGAAAGAGCCAUGAUAGAGUUCUAUCGGAUAUGUUCCCACCUGACCGAGGAGCUCCACCUUUACUCGUUGAAUGACCUGUUGAUGGUGAAGCAGGGCCUGCUGGUUCCAGGCCUGAAAGAUGCCCUCAAGAAUGUCCUCGUUCACGUGGAAAGUUGUGAGUUAUGUCUGGCCAAGGGCUUCAUCUGUGAGUUUUGCAAGAGCAGAGAUGUUCUCUUCCCUUUUCAGACAGACCAAUGCAAACGAUGUGAUGAAUGCAAAGCCUGCUUUCAUAAAGAAUGCUUCAAAACUGAACAAUGUCCCAAGUGUAUACGGAUUCGCGCACGGAAAGAACUACUCCUGGCUUUCCAGCAGCCAGGAACAUGAGCGAUGUGCUGGGCAUUACGGUGGAUAUCGUCUGGGAACGGGUCAAUUUCAAUUUUAAAAAGCAUAAAUGUAAUGCCAGCUCCCACUUACUUUUUAGAAAAAAAAAAGUUGAACAGAGUAAUGACGUCUGGAACGUCCACUCGUUUUGUUUUUGAAGUAUCUAGCAAUAAGAACGAAACUACUCUGGUAUUGUUGCCUCAGUGAUACCAUUAAUAACCACUCCUUUUAGAAGUAUUGGGUUUUUUGCACUAGGGAAGGUUAUUUUGUUAUCAACUGAAAAUAACAAUUAGAUUAAAUGUUCAUGAAUCAUGAGGAUAUUUCAUGAAGUCUGAGCUAUUUGCCCUUCUAAUGGUUUUGUAACGUUCAGACUGGAGGCAAAAUUUUUUAUAUUUUUACUUUGUGUAGAAGCUUUAGAACCUUUGUUUAAAAAGUUUUUUGCAUGUUGUAAUGUUAAGAGAACAUUUUAUGCAGUGGUGUGAAGCAGACGAGUAUUUAUUUAAAUCUCAAUUUUGGUAUUCUGCCCUGCUUUUGUGAACUUUUUUUUGGUGGGGGGAUAACAUGUAAAAUUUUGAUAUAAAAUAGGAAGGUUUAAAAAAAAAAUUGUCCUCCUUCCCACCAAAAAAAUUUAAGUAUCAGAGACAAAUUAUCGCUGCUCAGAUGACCUUUAGAAUUAUUGAAUGCUAAAAAUGUUGCCAUGGUGCUAACGUAUUGUCCCUGUUGUGUUUAAUUUUCUUCUUGUUCUCUUCAAUAUGGAGGUUCAUGUCAGGAUUCAGAAAUGAAGGUUUUAUUUGGCAAUUGUUAACACCAUUAGCAAAUAUUACAGCACUUAAAUUCUUCAGAGCUAGUUUAAAAAAAAUCAUGUAGAAUCUCUUAAUUGCUGAAUUGUUGCACAAACUUGUGUAAGUGAGAAGCAAAGUAUGUUUUUCAUAUCUUUAAUUUAUUUUUGGGCUAUUUAUGGAAGUUGAAAUGUAACCUUUACCCCUCCUCUGAAACUUGCCAUAUACUCCAAAAGAAUCUAUUUAACCUUUUUUGCUUAGAAAAUUAAUAUUGGUUCAAAAUGUAUUAUUCAAGUUUGUGUUCAUCUUGGCAAAAUUCCCAGUGGGUAUGUUAAUUUCUUGUCUCACUUAAAAUAUUGUGUGAAAGGAUUGUAGUUUCAAACUUUUCACUUGUAAAAGUGCAUAGGAUCCUUUCACCCUCGUUCAUGUGACUAAAUAUUGAUCAUACUUUUUAAGACUUUAAAAUAUAUUUUAAGGAAACCUAUGAUGUAAAUGCUAUAAAAUGCAACAUAAUUGUAUUUUGCAAAUCUUCUAGGAUCAUAUGAUGUCCUCAUGCACUUUUUUAAAAAAAAAAAAUUCUUGUGGACACAUUGUAAAUUCAAGUGAAUGGAUUUAACAACUGCAAGGGCCUGCCUCAAAGCAUCUAAGAUUUGUUUGUUUUCUCGCAGUUAAAGGGCAACAUCAUUUAAACCAAGUUUACCUACCACUUUUUUUAAAAAGUGGAGAUUCCUUUUAAAAACGUUACUCUGGGAAGGGUCAGUGUAAAGAAAACUUAGACCCUCAACUACCAAGUCUGCUCUUUUGUAUUAUUAAACAAAGUAUCCUUGAAAUUCUGCUUUGCAAAUCUUGACUACAAAUAUUUAUGAAAUUGCUUUAUCCACCGUUUUAAUGGGGAUGUUCAACUGUUUAAAAUGGACUCCCUAUUUAAAAAGGCAGAAUAAGGGAAUUUUAUUUCUACAUAUUAAAUAUUUGGAAACUAAUAUUUCCACGGCAUGAUUUCAAGGGAGUCUGCUCUAUGGACGUAGCAUUAGUGAUUUUUGUGAAAAAUAUUUUGUCAUUUGUGUCGCUCCCUACAUUUCCAAUGGCUACUGAUUCCAUGACUUGAGGCUUGACCUUUGCUAGGAUACAAAUGAUUAACCUCAUUUACGUGGUGCACCCAGGAAGAAAGAUGAUCUAAAUUUUGAUUAUUUCUGUAUCCCAAACUGACUUCUCCCCCUUCAUUCUCUCAAUUGUUUAGCAGAAUGCAAUUUUUGCUUAAUCAUAUCAAUGUGAAGAUUGCACUGAGCUUCACUGCAUUUCUCCAACUUCUGUGUUCAGUAUGCAUUUCCCUUAAAGAUUUGGGUCACGUUUUGCUGUGCAUGACAUCUUCAAAACAUGAUCCAACAACUCACUCACUGUGCAGAACUUAAAAUAGCAUUUUUAGGAACUGAUCUUCCCCAUAGUUCAGUCCAAAAUAGACAGUUUAACGCCACUGCACUUUUAUGCGUAGACCAAGUCUAGAACAAAUAGAACAACUGAGGUCACAAGGUAAAUGUUAUCAUCAAUAAAACAGAACAGCCUGCUGUUUUGUGCCUAUGGUGUGAAAUAAAAUCACCAGCAGGCCUCCAUGAGUGGUUGCUACUGAAUAUAGCCAUCAUUUUCUCCACUAUUGUCAUAAAAUGAAAACUUGUAAAACAAUAAUCUUGCUUUGAUAAUCCCUUUUUAAAAAUGUCUUCACCAAUGUAGGGAGUAUUUUCUCUUCACUUGGGAGACCAGGGACUGUAAGUACGUUCCACAUCAGGUAUCCUUGCCCCAAAACAUUGUCCUCUUUGUAGUCUGAUUUGUGGCUAGCUGCUAUCAUAGCGCUUAAGGAUCGGAAUCCUUUCCAGUCCUGGAUACUUGUUACAGUACAAAAUGGAAAUCUGUUAUAAACCUUUUUCCCCCUCAAAAUGGUAUUCCUGUACUGGGAAUUCAACUCCCCUAUGGCAGCAAUUAUUCAUAGAUUGGUGAAUAAAUGCAUAAUCUUGAGCAACCGGCAUACGGGACCUAAUUGGCUGGUGUGCAAAAUACUAUUGCACAAUGAAGUUGCAUUUCUUUUAUUUUUACAUGAUUUCUGGCUUUAAUGAUUGUGGCAUGUAAGGAGCACAGUGCUGGCAAUGCAUUAUAUAAUGCCACAAAGCAAACAAUGUCUUUGUACCUUCAGUCUUGUUUUUAAGUGCCACUGUUUUUGUAGGGAGAGGAAUCAAAGUAGUAUUUGGACUGGAAGAAAUCAAUCCCUACUUUCCCAGUUGCAAACUGCAGAACAAAAUGGGAAUAAGAUUUUAAAGCCAUGCCCUUGUGGGUUAUGUAAUAGUUCCCAUAACAAAGGGUUAAAUGUGCCAGGUAAUUGUUCAGACAGGCACUGACCAGAUUGGAGCAAUAUUUCCAUCAUACAAUGUAACUGUCUUUGGAAGAAGUGAAGAAACAUUUUGUCUUUUGAGGGGAGUGGGGUGAAGUAAGAGGAGAAAUUCAACUUGCUGGAAAUUUUUGAAUGAUGGCAUUGAAUUGUAUUAUUGAAGUAUUCCUUGAUCCUUGCGAGGGAUAAUACCAUGCUCUGCCAAAUAUAACAGUUCAAUUCCAAGUACAAUCCUUUUUUCUUUGUUCCAUGUUCUCCAAUCUCAGCAGAACAAUCAAUAGAUCAGGAAAAGGAGACCUGAAAACUCCGAUAUUAUAAGCAGUAACCCAUUUUCAGCAAACUAAUCAGAAGAUCGAAGGUGAAAAUAUGCUAAGUCAUUCCCAGAGCUGCAAAGAGGAUGUAAUUAACCAAUUGAAUCAAAGGCAUUCAUAUGUAAACUGUGUACCAAUUUGAAUCCCUAUUGUUAGGUACCAAUGAUCUUAACAUUUUACUCUUGCUGGUUGCAUCACGUACUAAGAUGUAGUACAGUUUAAGCUUAGUUCUGGCUUGAAUGAAAAGUGGAAGAGUAUUUUACACCGACUAUUCUCCAAUAUCUAAUGUUCUCUUUUAUGCCACUUUCUGCAGGAGACUAUGCAUUUUAAAGAAAAAUUGCAAGUAUUAAAUAUUGUGAAUAAUUGUUUUGUUAUAAUUUGAGGCCCUGAUAUUUUUUUCUUGAAGAAAAUAACUUUGACACAUUUGUGUAUAGUCUAUUUGCACUUGUAUUUUCAAAAAUCCAUUUCACACGAACAUUGUGUUCUCCCUGUGUAUGUGUGGUAUAAUAAAAUAAGAUUAUUUCAACA